CCUAAUUUAAGCAUUUUAUUACAUCAUCAUAUGCAGAGAAGACUUUUUCAGACAUUUUUGACAAUUGUUUUGCUCCUUACCUUAACAAAUUGAGGGAUUCUUAAUUCAACCGAUUUUGAAAGAUCUGUACAUAAGCUGAAGUCUAGCGUUGCCUUUUUACUCGAGAAGAGCAAGGAUCCUACUUCGGGAGAGGUCAAUGGUUUGGGCUCUUUGGUAGAGCUAAAGUCGUGACCAGGAUUGCACGAGGAGGUUUACGAUAUUGAUGAUGAGUAUAGUUAUACUGAGCCUCCUGAGAUCAAGAAAAAUUAUAAUAUUGAUGUUCACUUGUGGGGAGUUAUGGAUACCGACCAACACGUUGACCUUUUACAUGUUGAAGUUAACUGGAAUGGGAAUUUAUUUCACACAGAAGAUCACAAAAAAGACGAUGAUGUUGAAGAACAGGAGCCAUAUGAAGUUCCCUUUGUAUGGUUCAUUCCCGGAUUUGCUCCUGGUGGUCACUACGAUGUGGACCUUUAUGUAAAAUCUGCUGGCUCUGAGCUCGGAUGUGAGAGAGCCUCUUUUAAUCUCUAAUUCUCUAAUCCUGAUUGGGCAUAAACUUUCCCU
This is a messenger RNA of Moneuplotes crassus, 603 nucleotides long. The record is from the annotation of a GenBank genome assembly. Lineage: Eukaryota; Ciliophora; Spirotrichea; Euplotida; Euplotidae.